Neurospora tetraspora is the source of this 621-nucleotide messenger RNA. Its product is annotated as ubiquitin-conjugating enzyme/RWD-like protein. The record is from RefSeq and is a predicted model, not a curated record. Bases 1 to 621 code for a protein of 206 amino acids. The transcript is spliced from 2 exons. Lineage: Eukaryota; Fungi; Ascomycota; Sordariomycetes; Sordariales; Sordariaceae.
AUGGCCUCCACGAAGCGCAUCGCGAAGGAAUUCGCAGACUGCACCACCGCCCCACCCCCAGGAAUCUCCAUCACCCUCCCCUCGGACGCCGACCUGCACACCUGGCACGUCACCGUCACGGCGCCCCCCAACUCGGUUUAUGCGCCAGGCCGCUUCGGCCUGAUCCUCAAGUUUCCCGUCGACUACCCUUUCAAGCCGCCCACAAUCAACUUCACGACGCGCAUCUACCACCCCAACAUCACCAACGACUCGUUGGGGAACAUCUGCAUAGGUCUGCUGAAGAGUGAGAACUGGAAGCCCGCGAGCAAGGUCAUCAACGUCCUCGAGGCCGUCAGGAAUAUUCUCGUCGAGCCGAUGCCGGACGACGCGCUCGAGCAGCGCAUUGCGGACGAGUAUCGGAGGGAUAGGCCCGAGUUUGAGAAGAAUGCGAGGGCGUAUGUGGAGAGGUAUGCGAAGGGGACGGUCAAUUUUGUGCAGGCUCCUCCUCCUCCGGAGCAGAAGGAUGGUGGUGCGCCUGCUGCGGGUGGUGCCACUGGUGCUGCUAAUCCUGGUCGCGCUGCUGGUAGGCAAGGAGGAGGUUCUGGUUUGGGUUCGGCGUCCCGCCCUGCUCCACCUGCGUAG